AUGGGUGGAUCGAUGUUGUUAAUUGUCUGCUCGAGUUUGGUGCUGAUGUCAACGCUCAGGAUAGGUGGAAGAACACUUUGUUUGUUUGUUUCUUGUGCAGAAGGAGCUAGGAAGCAGAGUAUGAUUGAGUUGCUGAAGUCUAAUGGCGGUUUAUCUUAUGGUCAAAACGGAAGUCACUUUGAACCAAAGCCUGUGCCACCACCAAUACCAAAGAAAUGUGACUGGGAAAUUGAACCUGCUGAGCUUGAUUUCUCUAAUGCCGCCAUGAUUGGAAAGGGUUCCUUUGGUGAGAUUGUGAAAGCCUAUUGGAGAGGAACACCAGUAGCUGUGAAACUUAUUCUUCCGUCUCUGUCAGAUGACAGACUGGUAAUUCAGGACUUUAGGCAUGAGGUUGAUUUGCUAGUUAAGCUUCACCAUCCAAAUAUAGUGCAAUUCUUAGGAGUUGUAACCAAAAGAAAGCCCCUUAUGUUAAUCACUGAAUACUUACGCGAGGGAGAUCUUCAUCAGUACCUCAAGGAAAAGGGUGGUCUUACUCCAGCCACUGCUCUCAACUUUGCUUUGGAUAUCGCAAGAAACCAUGGCCCAGAUAAGGGUGAUGGAGACCAGUUGAAGUCACCAACGGUAGUAAUUGAUUCACAGCUGAACAAGAAAGUUGUAGCUGCCAAGCAGAGGAGUUCAGCUAAGGGCACUGAACAUGUGAUCUCACCUUCUUGGAGGACUCUGGAGAAUGUUCUUUGUAAGCAAGCGUCUAGCUUUUCUGGUAGUAAAGGAUUAAGCAAGGGACUAAGUGGAGCACAUCAGGGACCAGAUCGUGACUCAUUUCAGAACUUCCUCAUCUCUAGUUCUCAGCGUGGGGAUGAUAAGCUGAACAGAGGCAGGAAUGGUAAAGAGAUGGAUAGAAGUCCAGAGAUGAUGGGAGAACUUCAGUCUGUCGUCUUGCAGCAAAAGGUUGCGUCAAAGAGAGAGGAGAUGGAUAAACCUGACAAGGACAGAAUGGGAAGUACUGCUGUUUUGAGAUCAAAGUUGUGGGAAAUAUUGGGGAAAUCUUCGAAAGCAAAUAAUGAAGAUGUGAACUCUGAGACCCCUGAAGUGGUUAAGACCAAGUUCAUGUUACCUCAACGAUAG
Messenger RNA from Eruca vesicaria subsp. sativa (arugula), 1125 nucleotides. Lineage: Eukaryota; Viridiplantae; Streptophyta; Magnoliopsida; Brassicales; Brassicaceae. The record is from the annotation of a GenBank genome assembly.